UUCGUUAAAUCAUGGCAUUACGAGUGCAAUCGCGACAUCAUUCAAAUAAAGUUCGCCUCGAACAAUAGCGAAUUGAAAAAAAAAUCUGAAUUUUGUAAAAAAACCUAAAGACGCGUCUUCACAAACAAAUGGGAUACAAUUUUCACUUCAGAUAUCUACGCAAAUCGGACAUUGUUUUAAUAUACAAAACCUGAAUAUAAACCAAAAACCAAGUGAUAAAUACCCAAAGAGAGAUUCUUCUCAAAAAGAAAAAACUCCAACAGCUGGAAAAAUAGUUUAUCAGUAUUUUAGUUGUCUACAAACAAAAAGAGAAAAUAACGAAAUGCAUUUUCUCACAGUGUUAUGCAUCCUGUUUGCCUUGAUCACAUGGACUGAAGCAAGAUCACGUCCCACAGUUGAUAUAUGCGAUCGCAAGCCAACCAUCACUGGCCUAUGUGUCUCCUCCACAUUAGGUAUUUACUAUGAUGCUGAGACCCAACAUUGCCGUUACAUGGGCUGCAGUCCCGAUAAGAAGUUAUUCUCUUCGCUAGAGGAUUGUGAGAAAAUCUGCAACAGCAAAAGGCGUCGAAAUCGACGUGUGCGUUAUUCGUAGAGCAUUUUCUAAGCAGAAGCCCCCCUUGGAUGAUAUGAGGAACCGAUGUCACCUUCAUGGAUUUUUGUUGCAGCAAAUCAUUUGGAUUUGUAAGAAAUGGACUUGAGUAUUUGACCAUGGCCCAAAUUUAAUUUGCCUGACUGCCUGCCUGCCUUUCAACCUUUUUGCAAUUACAAUCGUUAAUGAUUGAUUAUAGUUUUAUUAUAAACAUUUUGUUUUUGUAAAUAAAUCGCAAUUGUUUGCGACUUUAAUGAAA
Molecule: messenger RNA, 848 nt
Organism: Stomoxys calcitrans (stable fly)
Lineage: Eukaryota; Metazoa; Arthropoda; Insecta; Diptera; Muscidae
Exons: 2
Coding region: 323-592 (89 amino acids)
Molecular function (GO): serine-type endopeptidase inhibitor activity
Source: RefSeq, a predicted model, not a curated record